AUGUUCGGAAUCGACUUGAGCGCGUGGGUGCCGUCGCCGCCUCCGGAGCACGCGUUUUCAGGCACGGCGGCGGUGGUGGUGUCGCUAGUAUGCACGGUGCUCGCCGUGUUUCUCUCCGUACGCCACAUCGUCAUGCACCUCCGCAACUACACGGAGCCCACGUACCAGCGUUACAUAGUCCGGAUCAUCUUCAUGGUCCCCGUGUACGCGACAAUGUCGUUCGGCGCUCUCGUUAUGAGCGACUACGCCAUGUACUUCAACACGAUACGCGACGUCUACGUGGCGUGGGUGAUUUACAACUUCCUUUCCCUCUGCCUAUCGUCAGUGGGCGGGCCGGGCGCCGUUGUGGCCAUUAACCCUGAAUUCCACUCUCCUUGUACCCCCCCCCUCCCUCCCCCCUCCCCUUCCCUCCCCCCUCCCCUUCCCUCCCCCCUCCCCUUCCCUCCCCCCUCCCCUUCCCUCCCCCCUCCCCUUCCCUCCCCCUCCCCUUCCCUCCCCCCUCCCCUUCCCUCCCCCCUCCCCUUCCCUCCCCCCUCCCCUUCCCUCCCCCCUCCCCUUCCCUCCCCCCUCCCCUUCCCUCCCCCCUCCCCUUCCCUCCCCCCUCCCCUUCCCUCCCCCCUCCCCUUCCCUCCCCCCUCCCCUUCCCUCCCCCCUCCCCUUCCCUCCCCCCUCCCCUUCCCUCCCCCCUCCCCUUCCCUCCCCCCUCCCCUUCCCUCCCCCCUCCCCUUCCCUCCCCCCUCCCCUUCCCUCCCCCCCCCUCCCCUUCCCUCCCCCCUCCCCUUCCCUCCCCCCUCCCCUUCCCUCCCCCCUCCCCUUCCCUCCCCCCUCCCCUUCCCUCCCCCCUCCCCUUCCCUCCCCCCCCCUUCCCUCCCCCCCUCCCCCCCUCCCCCCCCCCCCCCCCCCUCCCCUUCCCUCCCCCCUCCCCUUCCCUCCCCCCUCCCCUUCCCUCCCCCCUCCCCUUCCCUCCCCCCUCCCCUUCCCUCCCCCCUCCCCUUCCCUCCCCCCUCCCCGUCGAAUCUCCAUUUAAGCUACGAGGCCUACGAGGCCUGGGUGAUCUACAACUUCCUCUCGCUCUGCCUCUCAUGGGUGGGGGGACCGGGCGCCGUCGUGACGAGUCUCACAGGGCGGCUGCUCAAGCCGUCCUACCUGCUCAUGACCUGCUGCUUCCCGCCCAUCCCUCUUGACGGGCGCUUCAUCCGGAGGUGCAAGCAGGGCUGUCUGCAGUUCGUGUACUUAAAGCCCAUCCUGGCGGCCACGUGCCUGUGCCUUUACUACUACGGGCUCUAUGAAGACGGCAACUUUGCUCUCUCAGACGGCUACAUCUACAUCACCUGCAUCUACAUGGCCUCAUAUUCCGUCGCGAUUUACGCCCUUAUCCUCUUCUACGUCGCGUGCCGGGAACUGCUUCGGUCGUUCAACCCUGUGCCCAAGUUCCUGAUGAUCAAGGCCGUGGUGUUCCUGACCUACUGGCAGGGCGUGCUGGUGUUCAUAGUGGCCCAACUAGGUUAUGUACACAGCGCAGAGGACGCAGCAGAUCUGCAGAACGUGCUCAUCUGCGCGGAGAUGGUGCUGGGGGCGCUGGGCUUCAUGCACGCCUUCCCCUUCAAGCCGUUUCUGCAGGCCAAUGUGGCCAUGAACGGCGAGCAGGCGGGGCUGUUGCGAUCCAUCAAGCAUGCCAUCAACCUGACUGAUGUUGUCAGCGACACCGUUCACCAGUUCGCCCCCACGUACCACGACUAUGUGCUCUACAGCGACGGCACGGGGGAGACACACCACUACCGCACUCGCACGUUCGUCCCCUCAGGGAGGGAGAUGGAGUCAUGUCGGCGCUCUGCCAGUGGCAGCAGCCAGCCACACCACUUCACGGACCUCGAGGCCCUCUCCAUCUCCGACCGUCCUGCUGGCCCCACCACAGCUGCCGCCUCUGAGGGUGCUGGCACUGACUCUUCCGAUUCUUUCCUCUCUGGCGCACAGCUCAUCUCAACCGUUGAUCAGGUUGAUGGGAAACUGGUCAAUGGUGGGAAGGACAGUGGUUCUGGGGGCACUGAGGGCGCUGGGGUGCUGGGAAGCACGGUGGGUGUGGCUUUGGCUGGUGGGACGUCUUUAGCUGCGAGGCUGGCAGCGGCGUUUUCUGCAGCGGCUGAUAUGUCGUCGGCGGUUGAUUCGACCGAAGCGAACGAUCCCACGUCUGCCCCGCUGGGGUUUACGCUUUCGUCGUCCAGUGCUCCGGCUUCGGCCGAUCCUGGCGAUGGCGAUGACCCUACGCCGAUCACGUCCCGGAAUCCGAACCUGGGCACGCCGAAGCUGAUGCCAACCGCCACUCCGCCACCACUCCCGCCUCCGCCUUCGGCAGGGGGGUCGCCGGACCUAAGAAAGGAGGGUGUAGGAACGCCUGUCUUAGGCAGUGUGACAAUAAAGGGGUCUCCGUUGUCCGGAGGUAGGGUUUCAGAGAUGGUCCCCUUGCAAGGGACAGUGCAGGGGUCCAGCAGUGGGAAUAGUCCUGCUGCGGUUGGGCUUGCUGCUAGAAUUGGCAGUGCUGGAGAGAUGGACAAGCUUAUGCUAGAUAUGGACCAACAAUAG
Molecule: messenger RNA, 2580 nt
Organism: Closterium sp. Yama58-4
Lineage: Eukaryota; Viridiplantae; Streptophyta; Zygnematophyceae; Desmidiales; Closteriaceae
Source: the annotation of a GenBank genome assembly